AUUUUUUUACAAAACAGCUGACUACUAAAACGUGCUGCACGGCUGUCUGAUAAAACUUGUGCAGAAUUUGUGUAAUUCAGUUUAAGUGUAAUUACUCAUAUAUUUCUUUUCAAAAAACCAAUGUAUUAAACUCGAAUAUGUUGUUGUUCUGCCCUCAAUGCAGUAACAUAUUAAUGGUAGAACAAGGUACCACUGGACAUCGUUUUUCAUGCAACACCUGUCCCUAUAUAUUUAACGUAAAUAGGAAAUCGUCAACAAAAACUUUUCCACGUUUAAAGGAAGUUGAUCAUGUUAUGGGCGGUGCAGCUGCCUGGGAGAAUGUAGAUUCUACUGACGCCGAGUGCCCCUCUUGUUCUCAUAAGAAGGCAUACUUUAUGCAAAUGCAAACACGUUCUGCUGAUGAACCAAUGACCACUUUCUAUAAAUGUGCUAAUCAAUUGUGCGGUCACAAUUGGCGCGAUUAACUU
Lucilia cuprina (Australian sheep blowfly) is the source of this 467-nucleotide messenger RNA. RefSeq names its product DNA-directed RNA polymerase III subunit RPC10 (gene Polr3K). Gene Ontology annotation, molecular function: zinc ion binding; DNA-directed RNA polymerase activity; nucleic acid binding. Lineage: Eukaryota; Metazoa; Arthropoda; Insecta; Diptera; Calliphoridae. The transcript is spliced from 2 exons. The record is from RefSeq and is a predicted model, not a curated record. Gene Ontology annotation, biological process: DNA-templated transcription; termination of RNA polymerase III transcription; regulation of DNA-templated transcription. Bases 138 to 464 code for a protein of 108 amino acids. Gene Ontology annotation, cellular component: RNA polymerase III complex.